Myxozyma melibiosi is the source of this 2979-nucleotide messenger RNA. Its product is annotated as telomere length regulation protein-domain-containing protein. NCBI's taxonomy places the organism in Eukaryota, Fungi, Ascomycota, Lipomycetes, Lipomycetales, Lipomycetaceae. Gene Ontology annotation, molecular function: Hsp90 protein binding; telomeric repeat DNA binding. The record is from RefSeq and is a predicted model, not a curated record. Gene Ontology annotation, cellular component: cytosol. Gene Ontology annotation, biological process: protein stabilization; telomere maintenance via telomerase. The transcript has 4 exons. Bases 114 to 2828 code for a protein of 904 amino acids.
GUUCCAUGUCUGGGCGGAGGUUCUAGGAUUUCGAUUGAUCUGCGUUAUAUCUCUUCAGCAAUGCGCUGAAACUUUGUUGAGCUACUCAAUUUUCUUCUUGUACGGUGUCUACAAUGGACGACGACGACUCGGCCAUUGCGCGUCUCAAACGCGUAGACUCGCUCGACGCUCUUCUGCCGCUUCUGACCGAGCUGCGCAAAUUGUCUGCAUCCCUGGCGCUGCCGUCGUCCGAAUCUAUGCAGAUUCUCUCACAUCUGCUGAGUGUGACAAUUCCGGAAUAUUACGAGGCGUUGAAAGAGUACAGGAGAGAGAGCGGGAUCAAGAGUCUGCAUGAGGUAAUGGCGUCCGUAGCUGGUCUGGGGGCCAUUGUCUCUGUGCUCGCCGUGCGGAUCGCGAAGGUCAAGCAGCGGCCGACGGAUGAGGUUGAACAGAGUACUCUGCGAUUGCUGCUUCUAUUUCUCUCUGAUAUUAUGCGGCCGGGAAUCGUAUGCACUCUCAGAGCACAAAUCCGAGAAAGUACCAAGGAAUCGCUUUACUGGCAAGAAAUCUCCGCGCUCUUUGUAGGAAGCAAGAUAGUUGCGACAGUAGCUGAAGCGUUCAGCGUGCUGAGGGAGAACUCGAGGCUGAUAAACGAGUCGUGGAUCUGGAUGGCUGAUGGAGAGCGGUUCACGGAGUUUUUGGCGGUCGAGGCUGUGCGCUUGCAUGAAGCAAAUGCGGUUGAGAUGCCUAGGUUGGCAAAGUUCUCGAGCAGGGCCAUGGCUCUGGGAUAUCCAGAUCACUUUCUAGAAAUAAUAAUCAGCAGAGAGAACUUCCAGGUCGCGAUCGAUCUCUCGACAACUUUUCACUCCGUCGAUCUCAUUGCAUUCACAAAACAUCUUCUACGCCACGUUCAAUUCCGCUUUCUAGACAGACUAGACCCUGAUAACGAUGCAAAUGCUGCAAAGUGCGUCGCAGCGAUUGGGAUGUUGCUAGUGCAGCUUACGCCUCCGAGUCAGGAGAAUCAUGUCAUGAAGUUGUUACAGGGUGGUGUUGGUGGUUUGCUGUUGCAAAGGGCGGUUGUAUGUUGGCUGCUUUUUCAUGGUCUGCAUGAGGAAGUGUUUGAGAAUACUCUGCGCCAGUGGGGAGACAAAGUUGUCAUAAAAAAUCAGCAAAUAACGCGACAAGAAGCACAAACGGAUAUUCUCUUUUUAAUCAUCCCUCACCUUACCCUCCCUUAUAUCAAGCAAAUUACUCAAUCCACCGCUUUUAUCGAGGGCAUAUCAAACAGACUAGGCGCCAUGUCACCGAAAUUGCGAUAUAUGGGCAUGGCACUUGGCAUGGCACUUAACGCGCGGGAUGAGAACAGCCCCAGGCUUAACUUUGACGAAGUUGAGGGUUUUGCGAGCGAGUAUGAGAGGUGGAGAAGGCUGUUGGAGAUUAAUGAUGCGACCGCUAUGGAUGAGAACUGGUGGGAUGAUCUGUCGGUGCCGCAGGUCGGUACUGACCGAGAGAUUUUAACGUCGGAGAGUGAUGUGCAGAUCUCGCAAGAACAUAGUCAACGUGUAACGGGUGAUUCAGAUGACGAAGAGAUAGAGGACGUGGAGGACACAGAAGGAUUUAUGCCUUACUCUCUCGUUGACGAUGGCUCAGAAGACUCGGAUGACGAUCCUACUCUCCGCAACGAAAAAGUCCGGCCUCCGGUUUACAUGAUUGAUCUGAUUGCCUACUUCAACGAGACCGAUGAGUCCAAAGGUUUACAAAAGCACAAGAUUGCACUUGCACAUGCUGCGAGGAUUAUCCUUCGCAAGUCCGGUUUUGGUCAAGAACUGGCAGUAACAUCCAAGGAACUGGCUCAGAUUAUGUGCGGACUGAGGAAUAACUACGGGUUGGACAACUUUGACCAGCAAAAGAUGAACGCGAUGAUUGCUCUCUGCGUGACUUCCCCAGAGACAGUGGGAGCCGUGUAUGCGGAGAAUGUCUCGUUUGGGGAUUACUCGCUACAAGAGCGGCUGAUGAUGCUGUCUAGUAUUGCGCUGGCGAGCCUGCAUCUGAGUGGGAAGAGCACGUAUAACUUUGAUAUCUCAGCGGAAGACCUGUUUCCCAGCAAAAUGCUUCCUGCCAGUGCACAUUCGCGAUUCGCGACCGAGAAGGAUUUCGCUCAGGAUUGGCAUAAGGUUGGGCUUGGCUAUAUAGAUCGCGAGCUGAGGACUAUCAAAGCAGGAUCCUUGAGGGCCUCAGUUGGGAACGCGAUCGAGCGGGCCGACAUGGGAAAGAGCGGGGAGGUCUUUGUCUCGCGAAAGUUGCUGGCCGAGCGAGAGCGGCAGAGCGGUGGUGGUUCGUCCUCGUCGGUGGUGAGAGCGAUACAGAAAAACAGCGUUGCACCGAUUGCCGGCUCCGCGUUUUUCUUCCCACUGUCAAUGCGCUGGAAGUACUUCACCUCGAGUAUCACCAGGAACUCAUUUGGCGAGAUGCUAGUAGCGCACUACAUAAAGACAAUGGCCAUAGUCUUGAACUGCAGCUACCCAUCUGCCACAGACAUUUUUGACAUGUCAGCCGAGCUGAUGGCAAUAGUCUCAACCGUGAGACGUGACGUGGGCGAGCCCACAGUUCUCGAAGCAGUCCUCACGGCCGUGCUCGUGGUCAUGGACGUAAACGAAGAACGCGUGCUCGUAGACGCAUUCUCAAAGCAUCUGCUCGAGCUUAAGGACUACCUCGACGUCUCAUGGGAACGCAUAGGCGAGGAGGAUGUGAGGAAUUUGGCAGCGGGCGUGUUGGUGAAGAUCUCAGAGCUGGUGAGUAAAUGGCAGCGGCGGAUGAUGGGAGAUAUCAUUGAGAUGGGCGGCGCAUGAAAGGAAUUCGAUUCCAUGUACUAUAUAUACUCGCAGUUUCUUUUUAGCAUGACUGUUUACAUUACUACACAUCAUUUGUCAUUAGCUAGAGCACACUAACUAUAAUAGCAUUCAUAUCUGCUGAAGAAUAAUAGAUCAGAUGCAAGUCUAC